This is a messenger RNA of Nomia melanderi (Alkali bee), 882 nucleotides long. The record is from RefSeq and is a predicted model, not a curated record. Lineage: Eukaryota; Metazoa; Arthropoda; Insecta; Hymenoptera; Halictidae.
AUGGAGGAAGAUUGCGUGAAAUAUGCCGCCAUUGAUAGCAAUAAGAUCAUACCCAAAACGUCGGAUCUUUCGUAUCGCAUAACGAGCUCGAUCGCUUUCGUGUAUUUGGUAGCAGCGACGACAUAUGCAGCCGGUACCCUCUCAGUUCCACGAUACAACGAUUCAUUGGAUCGACAGCUUAUCUUGAAUAUGGAUUUACCGUUCGACACCAAUGUAUCGCCUACUUACGAGCUUAUUGUGGCUGCACAAGUUAUUCAUCAAGUUGCAGCAGCCUACACGUUUGGCAUCUUUGGUGCUCUGCUCUUGAUGAUGAUACUUCACAUAGGAUGUCUCGUUGAUAUAUUAUGCCAUAUACUAACGAAUAUAUCUUCUAAAGACGAAGGACAAGUACGAUUCGUUGCAAUGCGGCAUCAAGAAAUCAUCAUGUUUACAGAAAGAAUUGAGAAAUUCUUUACCUACAUAUCUCUUCUUCAACUUUUGGCGAACACUUUAACGUCAUGCUGUUUAGGAUUUCUUAUUAUAGUGGUAAGUAAUUCAUUAAAGGCUAGUAGUGGCAAUCUCGUAAUCAUCAAGUGUUGUUGGUUCUACAUGGUACUUUGUUUAGAGAUAUUCAUAUAUUGCUUCGCUGGAGAAUACCUCAAUGUUAAGGUUAUUAUGCUUCUUGAAUUACAACAAAGCGAUAUGAUUAUUGAUGCAGCAUACCAAGUUACGUGGUACGAUUUGCAGCCUACAAUCAGUCGACAAUUGGUGCUUCUAAUUUUAAGAUCCCAGAAAGGAAUGCCGCUAACUUUCGGAAAGUUUUCAACAUUGAGUUUGGAAAGCUUUUCCCGUAUUAUGAAGGCGUCAGCAUCUUACAUGUCAGUACUCCUUGCAAUGUAUUAA